CCAGUGUUGGGUUUAGAGGGUCUCUCUCUACCAGGGUGACAAGUCCAGGAACCGGAGCGAACCGAGGGGAACUACAGCUGCCUUUUCAAGAAAAAAACACACUUUUUAUUUCUUCACCGCUGGAUACGUAACUCGGCCUGGGGUUGGAUUAAUUGAAGCCACUCUUUUUUAGUUUUUCUUUUUAAUUUGCUUUAGAAGACACACGCACAAACUCACCGCAGACAAUGGGAUCCCAGGCAUCCAAGGGAGAGGUGGCCGCGGAGGCGAAUGCUGCCGCCGCUGAUGCCGCAGCUGUCAAAACCAACGGACAGGAGAAUGGACAUGUGAAAACCAAUGGUGACGUGUCUACAAAGCCUGAUGGGGAUGCUGCUGCUACCAAUGGUUCAGCUGAGGCGGCCAAGGAGCCCGAAGCAGGUGCAGGAGGCGAUGCCAUUGAGCCAGCGCCCGCUGCAGAUGGUGAGGCAGCCAAACCUGAAGGUGAGGCGGCAACCAAGGAGACCCCCAAGAAGAAGAAGAAGAAGUUCUCCCUGAAGAAAUCCUUCAACUUCAAACUGAACCUGAAGAAGAGCAAGAAGAGCGAGGCGGUGAAGGAGGAAGCAGCCGCCGCCGCCACCGCUGCUUCUCCUGAGGAGAAACCAGCCGAGAACGGAGCCGCUGCUCCUGCUGAGGAGAAGAAGGAGGAGGUGAAGGAGGAGGCUGCUGCUGCUGCUGCUGCCGCUCCUGCUGCUUCGGCUGAGGCUCCAAAGGCAGAGGAGGGGGCAGCUAAAGAGGAGGCCCCGAAGGAGGAGGCCAAGGAGGCAGCUGCUCCGGCACCUGAGGCCACGAAACCAACAGAGGAGAGUAGCUCGACCCCCGCUCCCUCUGAAAAGAAAGAGUGAUUGUACCUUUAGCUCACAAUGAACUGGGUGAACUGUUUUUCGAGAGAGAGAGAAAAUUUAAGAGUAUAUAUAUAUAUUUAUAUAUAUAUGUGUAUAUGUAUACAUAUGUAUAUGGAUAUAUGUAUAUGUAAAUAUAUACACAUGUAUGUGAAAGACUCCUUCGACGUGCCACUUUUCGUCAUAACAAGAUGACAGACUAGAUUCACUAGAUCACUUCCCUGGUUACUGCUCGACAUCUGGACCUUGACUGAGUUUAGGCUGUGGGUUGGUCACUAUGUGGAAAAAAUGGAUUUAAAUGGCUGGAACGCUCGUGAAUGACACCAUGAAGUAUAGACGGAAGGAGGAAAGAAUGAGAGGAGGAGGUUGGAGUCGAUGCAUCUUUUCCCUAAAAAUCUGCAGAUCAAGAUGCCUCCUUUUGCUGAAGGAAAUGAAACUAGAUAACAAUAGUAGGACACCACCACCACUUGAAAUGACUGUUCAAUAGAGAAAAAAAUGAAAUCAGAAAACUUAAAGAGACUCGCCAACUUUUUACAUUCCUAUAUUUUAACCCAAAUUUGAAGUAUUUUGUGGUGUAUUAUAGAGAACCAUCUUAAAGAUUCAGAGAAGCUAUGUCUUGUUUGUUUAAAAUAAAAAAAAAAAUAGACAAUUUUGAUUUUUACCUUACUAUAAAAGAAGAACACUUAAGCUUGCUAUGUUCACUGUUGCGGUUUGAUAUGAAGCAGAGUUGUUUAUCUGUCGUGUGUGAGCCUGAAUCUGCUUUGUCUCUGUAAAUACAUUGGAUUGAUUUCUGUUCUUUAUUUUGCUAAUGUUGACAGAUGUUACUGGUUUUAUUGUAAAGUUGAUAAUGGUAAAUAAAUGUUGGUUACCUGCCGGUU
This is a messenger RNA of Sphaeramia orbicularis (orbiculate cardinalfish), 1753 nucleotides long. It is a transcript of the gene marcksl1b, whose product is annotated as MARCKS-like 1b. Gene Ontology annotation, cellular component: cytoplasm; plasma membrane. The transcript has 2 exons. The record is from RefSeq and is a predicted model, not a curated record. Gene Ontology annotation, molecular function: calmodulin binding; actin filament binding. The coding region runs from base 225 to 878 and encodes 217 amino acids. Gene Ontology annotation, biological process: central nervous system development; actin filament organization. NCBI's taxonomy places the organism in Eukaryota, Metazoa, Chordata, Actinopteri, Kurtiformes, Apogonidae.